Molecule: messenger RNA, 1743 nt
Organism: Corythoichthys intestinalis (scribbled pipefish)
Lineage: Eukaryota; Metazoa; Chordata; Actinopteri; Syngnathiformes; Syngnathidae
Product: kunitz-type protease inhibitor 2-like
Exons: 11
Coding region: 138-1172 (344 amino acids)
Molecular function (GO): serine-type endopeptidase inhibitor activity
Source: RefSeq, a predicted model, not a curated record
UCGGGUUUUAUCCGCUGCGACAUAAAGAAGCAGGAAGUAAAAGCAGGCGUUCGUGACGUGAACGUCGCUUCAUAUAGUCUUUCGGGGAUUUCUUUGUUUGAAAUUUAAAGACUUAAACACAAAACAAGACGAUAAAUAUGACUCGCUCGACACUCAGGUGUGCUUUGUUUCUCCUCUAUGUCAGCUACGUUGUGUCCGACAGUCAAGCUUCUCAAAAUGGGAGCAGCAACGCCAACGAUACUUGUAGCCUGCCCAAGGAGGUUGGGCCGUGCCGUGCUUCAUUCCCUAGAUUCUACUACAACUCAAGCAACCAGGCAUGCCUUGAGUUUGUAUAUGGUGGCUGCCAAGGCAAUGGAAACAACUUUGUGAGCCUAGCAAAAUGCGAGUCCACCUGUGGCCAAGUCUCAGGUUCUGCUACGCCAACACCAUCCCCAGCUCUGGCUGAAUCAUUCGAAAUGCAGCAACAUUCCCAGCCAAGAAAGUCGAAUUAUGGUGACAUCAUUGAGGACAAAGUUGUCUCCGCUCAGGAAUAUGCUGAGCGCUGCGAAGCGGCGCCGAUGGUCGGUCCGUGCAAGGCAGCGUUCCGCAGCUGGUACUACGACAGCGAUGAGCGCCGAUGCAAGAUGUUCAUCUACGGCGGCUGCAGAGGCAACAAGAACAACUACAAUAGUCAAGAGAGCUGCUUGCAAGCGUGUCACGUGAGGGUUGUUCCUGCCCCCAGAAAGCUUCGACCAUCUGAUUCAUCCUCAGUUACAGAAGAAGAAUGCAUGUCGUCUCCCGACCCGGGUCCUUGCCGCGCUGCCUUCCCCAAAUUCUACUACCACGCGGAAAGUGACAGCUGUAAACCAUUCAUCUACGGGGGUUGCCAUGGGAACAGUAACCGAUAUGAAAGUGCCGAGGAUUGUCUGGCCCGUUGCAGCGGCUUCGCUGAUGGUUUCUUCGCAGGUCGGGACAAAUCACGGAGUCGUUGGACAGCAGGCUUCUUCGUUCUGCUGACCUUGGCGGCCGUUUGUACUGUUUUGGUGUCAGCCCUGGUGGUGACCAUGCUGAGACGAGUGCACCUGACCCGCAGGGCCUCCAUCGUCAGUGACAAAGAGGAGCUUCUUCCAGACGUCCACUCGUCCCUGGAGUCGCUCUCCGUCAAGAAUUUACCCACCAUGGGCAAAGCUUGAUUAAGGGUCACUUCAUUUGGUACAUCCUCCAAUCAGAACCAAUGCAAAGCAGGGAAUUCAAAUCUGAAGUGAAAAUGUGAGAAUUCCAAGAACUCUUUGGCUGCCAUUGACGGCAUUGGAUUUCCAAUCGGUUUUGUCUGCUUUGCUGUAUUGGGGGUGUACCUAAUAAAGUGGACGGUGAGUUUGACUUCAUGUCUACUUCCUGCCUUGAUGCUAUGCUAAGCUAAACAUGUAAGCACACUUUAAUGGGUCAAUGAAAGGAUUUAUUUUUUCUUUCUUUUCAAUUUUUAAAUAAUUUUGGUGUUUGUGCUCUCUCCACUCGCAGGUUUUUAAAACUGUUUUAUCUGAUUGCGUAUCAGCAUUUUGCAGCUUGAGUCACGUGUUACUAUCACGUUCAAUCAAUUUUCUUGCCGUGGACAUUUGUUGAACACUUUGUAUCAUUUGUUUUGCUCGAACUUGAUAAAAACUGACAACAGCACAUUCAAUGGUUUGUUACGCGACAAGUUUGAAUCAAACGCUUGCAAUCUAAUUGAGGAAUUUUUAAUAAAAUCUAAGGUUUUCGUGGGUAAAA